GGAGUCGCUCAGGCCACCGGCCCGCCGCCUCUUAAAGGGAGGUGGCCGCUCUUAAAGGGACCCUCGCGCGCCCGGCCGGCGGGAGCGCGGCGGCCCGGUUCCCGGAGGGCCGCGCCCAGCCUAGGCCGAGCUCCACGCGGCGUCCAAGCGCGGGGCCGUGCCGCCGCCACCGGGAGCAGCAUUUUUAUUCAGGCGACGCUUAAGGGAGCCCGGCGCGCCCGGUGCAUUGUGGGAGCGCCGCGGCCCGUUUUCGGGAGGAGGCGGAGGGCGCAAAGCGAGCCGGUGGAUCCUAAGUAGAAAGCCCAGUGGAUCAAAAGAGAGGGAGGGGAGGGGCUGAACUGUGAAGAGUGUGGCCCCAGAACCAUGUCUACUCGGGAGUCCUUUAACCCGGAAAGUUAUGAACUGGACAAGAGCUUCCGCCUAACCAGGUUUACUGAACUGAAAGGCACAGGCUGCAAAGUGCCCCAAGAUGUCUUGCAAAAAUUGCUGGAAUCUUUACAAGAGAACCACUUCCAAGAAGAUGAGCAGUUUCUGGGAGCUGUUAUGCCACGGCUUGGCAUUGGGAUGGAUACUUGCGUCAUUCCUUUGAGGCAUGGUGGGCUUUCCUUGGUUCAAACCACAGAUUACAUUUAUCCUAUUGUCGAUGACCCCUACAUGAUGGGCAGGAUAGCAUGUGCUAAUGUCCUCAGUGACCUCUAUGCAAUGGGCGUCACGGAGUGUGACAAUAUGCUGAUGCUCCUUGGAGUCAGCAAUAAGAUGACUGACAGGGAAAGGGAUAAAGUGAUACCGCUAAUUAUACAGGGUUUUAAAGAUGCGGCAGAGGAAGCGGGAACCUCUGUAACGGGUGGUCAAACAGUGUUAAACCCCUGGAUUGUUCUGGGAGGAGUCGCCACAACUGUCUGCCAGCCCAAUGAAUUUAUCAUGCCCGAUAAUGCAGUACCAGGGGAUGUGCUGGUAUUGACAAAACCGCUGGGGACACAAGUUGCGGUUGCUGUGCACCAGUGGCUGGAUAUUCCUGAAAAAUGGAAUAAAAUUAAGCUAGUGGUCACCCAAGAAGAUGUAGAAUUGGCAUACCAAGAAGCGAUGAUGAACAUGGCACGGCUCAACAGGACAGCUGCAGGCCUUAUGCACACGUUCAAUGCUCAUGCAGCCACUGACAUCACAGGCUUCGGGAUUCUGGGCCACGCACAGAACCUGGCCAAGCAGCAGAGGAACGAGGUGUCGUUUGUGAUUCACAACCUUCCAGUGCUGGCCAAGAUGGCAGCUGUGAGCAAAGCCUGUGGGAACAUGUUCGGCCUCAUGCAUGGGACCUGCCCGGAGACGUCAGGAGGCCUGCUCAUCUGUUUACCACGUGAGCAAGCAGCUCGGUUCUGUGCAGAAAUAAAGUCCCCCAAAUAUGGCGAAGGCCACCAAGCAUGGAUUAUUGGGAUUGUAGAGAAGGGCAACCGCACAGCCAGAAUCAUCGACAAACCUCGGAUUAUCGAAGUCGCACCUCAAGUAGCCACGCAAAACGUGAAUCCCACACCUGGUGCCACCUCCUAAUCUAGACAGAGAUAGCUAUUGGAUUUUGUUUUUAAAUAGAUCUAUUUCCUUUAUCAUCACUUUGAUUAAAGACUCGAUAAGAACAACAAAAAUCUCAUUGUGUCUACCUACACAUCUGGUGACCCUAGGUCGGUUUGUGAGUGGAUGCAAUUAAUAAAAAGAAAUCCAUGGC
Molecule: messenger RNA, 1714 nt
Organism: Arvicola amphibius (Eurasian water vole)
Lineage: Eukaryota; Metazoa; Chordata; Mammalia; Rodentia; Cricetidae
Gene: Sephs1
Product: selenophosphate synthetase 1
Exons: 9
Coding region: 364-1542 (392 amino acids)
Biological process (GO): L-selenocysteine biosynthetic process
Cellular component (GO): cytoplasm
Molecular function (GO): ATP binding; selenide, water dikinase activity
Source: RefSeq, a predicted model, not a curated record